CAGUUUCAUGAAACGAUAUUAAUCACCAUUGGAAGAUACGGUGGUGGUCUACAAUCUCUAUAUAUCGGUUGCGAAAGUCUUGAAGGCAUAUAUAGCAUUGUUUUAGCACACACUAAAACAGAAAAAAGUUCCUAAUCUUCUAUAGAUUCAUGUGAUUGUAGGACGUUAAAAAAACUAAGCACCAAUGGAUUUGACAAAGGAAGAAUUAUCGAAAAAAUUCGAGUUGUCGGACGAUGACAUUCCUCCAUGGGCUACUUCAUUAUUUGAAAAGAUGAAGGCUGAAAUAUGCGCUGAAGUUCAUGCUAAAGUGGCUUACAGUAUGAGAAUCAUGCUUGACCAAUUUCAUGAAGAUCUGAAAUUGUCUUUGCAGUCCCUCCAGGUGCCAAUAAAAGAUGUUUGUUUUUGCCAAGAAGUUGACGCAAGAGAAAUGUGCAAAGAUAAAUAUGCAGUGCUAUGUGCAUCACAUCAUGUGAUGACAAAAGAAGAGAAAAAACGACUGAAGAGAGCAAAGAAAGGAAAAAAGAUCAAUAAGCAGCAGAAGAAUGUUAGCGAAUCAGAUACAGAUAAUGAGAAAAAUACAGAGGCUAGUUUUACCACAGUAACUCAUCCAAUACCUGCACAGAAGUAUGAUCCAACAAAGGCACCACCUGUGCCUCCCAGAAAGACGAGCCCAAAGAAGACUUCUGUUACUUCUCCUGUUUCCUCUCCUUCUGAUACCUUGAGUCAGCUAAGUGACGAGAUUUCACGUAACACGGAACUUCUAGUACAUCUAACAGACGGGUUGAAUAUGGAUCGACAAGAACUUAUAAAUGGAUCUGUAGAAACGUUGAACAUUGAAGAGCGUACUUUCCAGUUCCAGCUGUCAACAGACGGCCAGAAUGAGUUUGCCACGUCGCAAGGAGAAACGAAAGAAAGCUUGAACGAAGAAAAGUUGAACAAUCAGGCAAAUCCCGUCUCCGAAGCCGUUGAAACUGUGUUCAGUCCAUCAGACAGUGAAUUUGAGGUGAUUUCAAUGCCCCACAACAUUACAUCGGGCUCAAAAUAUACUCCACUGCCGGGGGACACGUCUGCAUUGAUGUCAGACUAUGAUGACAGCAGCAGUGACGGUUUUGAUUCUGAAACCGAGCAUGAAUUUAAAGACUGCAAACAGCCGUCGCUCGAUGUUUCCAGCAAUCUUCAACCGGGUGGCUCGCUGUAUCCAGACUUGGAGCUUAAAAAGAUGUCGCUUUCGCUCUUAUCGUCAACGACCUCUACACUUUUAGAUGGUUACGUUUCAUCGUGCUCUACUGAUGGCGCCGUUGCAGUGAAGUCGACGGUCAUAGAAAUUGAACGAGAAAGGUCUCCGUACUGCGUCCCACCAGAAGAUGUCGAAAAUAUCAACAGCCAGGAAAUAGUUCACAACCAGCCGCUGCCAUCAGAGUUCCUGCGUGAUCGUAAGCCAUACAGCCACGUUCCGUUAGAAGAGCCAAAACAAGCACCACCGCAAGCUCCGCAACAACAAACACAAGUCCCAAAAGUUUCUCAACCGUCUCAGCAAAAUCAACGAGACUCGACUUAUCGUGUAGAUAAUCUCCCAGAAUCUCUUUGGGAUGAAGCGCUGACUGUUGCUGCUCAGACUUAUAAUGCAGCUAAAUCAGCUGUUGGAACCUUGGCCGACACAUUCGUUCCUGGUGUUGCUGCUCAGGCUGUCGCCACAAACCCGCAGCCCAGAAACAGCCCAGUUCGGAUCCAGCCAGCAUACCGCGUGGAGAUGGCUGAAAAAGAACAGAAACUAUUCGAAAUGGGUUUUCUCGACCAUGGCCUCAAUGCAACUCUAUUAGUACGUCACAACGGCGACAUGGAUCGAGUUAUCGCUGAGCUGAUCGAGCCGUGAUUUUCGCCAGCGAACAAUAUAUUAAAGCUUUGCACUUUGUAAUACUUUUAACAAUUCUAUGUUCUUUCCUUUUUUCUUCUCAUUUGAUUCUUGAAUGGUAGUACGUAUUUACGGAAGAGGGACUGAUAUCCUACGGUGGCAGUGUUCCAGGGAAUCCAGAAUAAAUAAUCUCAUAUGAGAUGGUACGCUUUAUGAUAGCUUGAAAAAAAAAAAAAAAAAAAAAAAAAAAAAAUGCAGCCUAAAAGUCAGUUUUUGUGAUUUUCUUUGAAUUGGCGUAAUCGAAUAGCGUGUUUUUGCUUGUACCUUCUUACCAAUCCUUUGGCAUACAUCACCUUCUAUUGGCGUAGAAUAGUUAUCUUUAUGUAAUCCAGAAAUUUGUGAUUCUAAAAAUACAAACGUUACUUUAAAACAUGA
Daphnia magna is the source of this 2287-nucleotide messenger RNA. RefSeq lists its product as uncharacterized. NCBI's taxonomy places the organism in Eukaryota, Metazoa, Arthropoda, Branchiopoda, Diplostraca, Daphniidae. Gene Ontology annotation, molecular function: protein binding. The record is from RefSeq and is a predicted model, not a curated record.